This is a messenger RNA of Megalobrama amblycephala (Wuchang bream), 3088 nucleotides long. RefSeq names its product GTPase IMAP family member 8-like. The transcript is spliced from 4 exons. The record is from RefSeq and is a predicted model, not a curated record. The coding region runs from base 74 to 3088 and encodes 1004 amino acids. NCBI's taxonomy places the organism in Eukaryota, Metazoa, Chordata, Actinopteri, Cypriniformes, Xenocyprididae. Gene Ontology annotation, molecular function: GTP binding.
UUUGAGGAUUGUUAUUCUAGGGAAGAAUGUGUCGGAAAACUGCAAAGUUAGAAACUUGAUCCUGGGAAUAGAUAUGCGUGAGAAUGAAGAGCCAGCAGCUUUACUGAGGCACAAUCUGAAGAUCAGUGGAAUGGUGGAGGACAGACACGUCACAGUUAUUAACACUCUUCAACUGCUGAAUCCAAACCUCUCAGAUCAUCAGCUCACAGAGACAGUGAGAGAUUGUGUGAAUCAGUCAAAUCCAGGACCUCAUGUCUUCAUACUCGUACUGCAGUAUAAUGACUUCACUAAGGAGGACAUGACAAGAGUCAAACACGUGCUGAAACAAUUCAGUGAAGGGGCGAUUAAACGCACUAUAGUGAUCACAACUGAUAAAGAGACACACAGAUCAAUUAUUAGUUCUAUGAUCAGCCAUACUGAACAGCUGAUUGGAGGCUGCACUAUGGUGCAGGAGCAAACUGUUCAUCAGUUGAUUAAGGAGUGUGGAGGUGGACAUCUGCAGCUGGAUGAAAGAAAAACAGAAUUGCACUCAGAUAUAUUUAAAUGGGUUGAUAAGAUACUCAAGGAAAACCAUGAAGACUAUCUUACAUGUAACAUAUUUCAUGAGUUUAAAGGAUUGUCUGUGGAUGAAGAGCCAUUUGAUUCAGAGGAUGAAAACACAAGUUUGCACCACAAUGUAUAUGGUAACGUCGAAGAGAAACAAAAAAGUGGAAUGUCAGAAAAUUUCUCUGGAAAACAGAAGCUGAACCUGGUGCUGUGUGGAGGCAAAGGAUCACUUAAGGUCUCUGUGUCAAAACUUUUACGAGGGAAGAAGAUAAAGCCGUCAUGUCGGCUAGCACGCAGUGAAGAGUGUGUGAAGAGAGAAGAGAAGAUACAUGGACGUCUGAUCAGUCUGGUGGAGCUUCCAGCUCUCAAUCGUCUCUCAGAGGAGGAAGUGAUGCGUCAGACUCUCCACUGUGUUUCCCUCUGCGAUCCUGGAGUUCAUGUUUUCAUCAUCAUUGUUCCUGUUGGGCCUCUGACUGAUGAAGACAAAGCAGAAAUGGAGAAGAUGAAAAUAAUAUAUGAUUCUUAUGAGUAUUUCAUUAUGCUCUUCACCUCAGAUACUGCUGUUGGAUCAGCAGUGAUAGACUUUAUCAAGUCCAGCACAGAAUCUCAGAGGUUAAUCAGUCGUUGUGGAGGUCAGUACAGAGUCAUUGGGUUAAAGGAACCUGAAAACUCAAGACAGAUCCCAGAACUACUGGAUUAUAUAGAAAACAUGACAACUAAACCAUAUUCACUUCAGACAUAUGUGAAAGUCCAAGAGAACAGAGUCAGACGAGAACUGGAAGAGAAACUGAGUGAAAUGGAAAGAACAAUCAAAGACUUGCAGCAAAAGAUUCAGUCAGAAGCAGAUGAUCAGGAGUGUCUGAGGAUUGUGUUGAUCGGCAGGACAGGAAGUGGAAAGAGUGCAACAGGAAACACUAUUCUGGGAAGAAAUGAGUUUCACAGCCAAUUAAGGCCAGAUUCAGUGACAACAGUUUGUGAGAAGGGAGUUGGUGAAGUUGAUGGUCGAUCAGUAGCUGUUGUUGAUACUCCAGGACUCUUUGAUACAACACUGACAAAUGACCAAGUGGUUGAAGAAAUAGUGAAAUGUGUUUCACUGUCGUCACCUGGACCUCAUGUGUUUGUCAUUGUGUUGAGUUUGGGAAGAUUCACCAAGGAGGCAAUGGACACUAUGGAUCUGAUAAAGAAGAUCUUUGGCCUGAAAGCUGCUCAGUUCAGCAUCGUUCUGUUCACUAGAGGAGACGAGCUUGAGGAUGAAUCUAUAGAAGAUUAUGUGAGCAAAUAUAACUGUGCAGAACUUAAGAAACUGAUCAGAGAUUGUGGAAACAGAUUCCUGGUUUUCAAUAACAAGGAAAAACGAGACAAAACUCAAGUAAUUCAAUUGUUAAACAUGAUAGAAAAGGUGAAAAAUACUAAUGAGGGUCGAUACUUCACUAACAGCAUGUUUGAGGAGGCAGAGAUGAGCAUUAAAAGAAGAAUGGAGGAAAUACUGAAAGAGAGAGAGAGAGAAAUUCAGGCUCAAAAUGAAAAAUUAAAAGCAAAAUAUGAGAUGGAAAAGGAAAAUAUGAUGAAGAGACUCGAGGAAGAGAAACAAAGAGCAGAUGAGGAGAAAAUGAAGAUGGAGAAUCAAUUCAGAAAAAAAGAGGAAAAACUCAGAAGGGAGUCUGAAGAGAAAGAGAAAACAGAACGGAAGAAACGAGAGAUUGAAAACCAGAAACGAUCAGAAGAGGAAAAACAGAAAAAAGCUGAAUAUCAUCGAAAAAUAGAAGAAAUGAAGAGAGAGAUUAAAAAUCAGAGAUCACAGUAUGAAAAACAACAAAAAGAAAGAGAAGAAGAAGAUAGAAAGAGAGAAGAGAAAUACAGACAACAUCAAGAAAAGAUGAAAAAUGAACAAGAACGUAUUAUAAUUGAGUUACGAAUGAAACAAGAAGAGGAAAUAAAAAAGAGACAAUCUGAGGAGCAAAGGAGGAAUGAAGAAGAAGAGGAAGAGAGACAGAGAUGGAGAAGAAAAAUAAAAGAGGCUGAAAAUGACAGAAAAGAGAUUCAGGAGGAAAUUAAACAACAGCAGAGAGAAUGGGAGGAUGAAAAGAAACGACAGAUGAAAGAAAGAGAGGAAGAUGAAAGAAAGAGAAAAGAGAGACAUGAGGAACAACUGAGAGAAAAACAAGAAGAACUGGAGAAAAUGAGAAAGAGAUUUGAAAGAGAGAGAGAAGAAGAAAGACAGAAGAUAGAGGACGAGAGACAGAAACAGAGAAGAGAGAGAGAAGAAAAAGAGAGAGAAUACAAAGACAAGAAAUCUGAAAUGGAAAGACAUUAUGAGCAACUGGAGCGAGAGAGAAAAGAGGAGUGGGAGAGAAGAAAACGAGAAGAUGAUGAGAGACAAGAGGAAGAGAGAAAGAGGUGGAAGAAAAUGAUUGAAGAUCUGAAACAAGAGAAGGAUGAAGAAAAAAAGAGAAGUGAAAGAAAGGAGAAGGAGAGAAAAGAACAAGAAGAGAAAGAGAGAGAGAGAGAAAAGAGCAGCACAUUCAGGAGCUCAAAGAAAUAG